AUGAUCUUCUAUAUACCGCGAUGGUGGUCUCUGUUGUGCGUGUGCUCUUCCGUGGUAAGCUUCGCGAUGUCAACCGUUUCAAUAGCUCAGCAAUUCCUCAAUUACCGAAAACCACUUGAACAGAGGUUAGUGGUGCGAAUACAGCUGAUGGUGCCGCUUUUUAGCGCGACUUGUCUGCUAGCAUGCAUUGUACCGCAAACGGCACAGGUUUGGAUAGACCCCAUGCGCGAAAUAUACGAAUCAUUUGUCAUUUACACCUUCUUCUCGCUGCUGACACUGAUACUGGGAGGAGAACGCAAAAUUAUCACACAGCUUUCCAUGGGCAAGCCUCCUAUGCGACACCCGAUUAUUGGACUAGGUCGUGUUUUGCCCAUGAUAGAUAUGUCAGAUCCUAGCGACUUUUUGAGUGUCAAACGCGGAAUCUUGCAGUAUGUCUGGUUCAAACCACUUUACUGUAUAGGAACUGUGCUUUGCAUGCAGAAAAAUUGGUACCCUGAAUUUUGGAUGCCCUUCUGGACAAUUUCUUACAACAUAUCUGCAAGCUUGUCACUGUACAAUCUGGCCCUAUUUUGGAAAUGUCUUUACGACGAACUUCAAAAAUACAACCCGUGGUCCAAGUUUCUGUGUGUCAAACUAAUAAUCUUUGCCUCUUACUGGCAAGGUAUUUUGAUUGCUCUUUUGAGCAGGUAUGGCUUUAUAACGAACCGCCCAGACAACGUUGACUACGGAUACGUGUAUCAAAAUGCUGUUUUGUGCGUCGAAAUGAUAGGCUUCGCUUUUGGACAUCUAAUUGCUUUCAACUGGAGCCCUUACAGCUCGAAAAGUAUACCAGAAGGAGCAAGAAUGCGCACGCUUUAUGCGUUAAGAGAUUGCUUUGGGUUUGGCGAUCUGAAAUGGGAUUUCAAGAUAACUUUUCUGGGGAAUCUGUACAAUUAUCGUCAUUUUAACUCUGCUGAAGCCGUGGUUGCUCACAGAGACUCUAGGUCGCGAUUGGGGCGUUUGCAAGCUGGCUUCAGAUACUCCGACGGUGGUCGUGGCAAUUACUGGGUAAAUAGCGGCGAGCCGUCGUCUCCAUCGCGCUCCACCAUUUACGGCAGUACUGAAGACGUCGAGUCUUGGGUGGAUUUGUCUCGAGACGGUUUCACGCCUGAAGAUCAAAAUUAUCCAGUUGUUUGGGACAUAGAUUCUUACAAAUACAGCAGAGACAUGGAGGCUCUGCGACAACACGUCAGGCAAUCGUAUGUGCCAUGA
Molecule: messenger RNA, 1251 nt
Organism: Lachancea meyersii CBS 8951
Lineage: Eukaryota; Fungi; Ascomycota; Saccharomycetes; Saccharomycetales; Saccharomycetaceae
Source: the annotation of a GenBank genome assembly